Molecule: messenger RNA, 2574 nt
Organism: Rhopalosiphum padi (bird cherry-oat aphid)
Lineage: Eukaryota; Metazoa; Arthropoda; Insecta; Hemiptera; Aphididae
Exons: 4
Coding region: 486-1853 (455 amino acids)
Source: RefSeq, a predicted model, not a curated record
GCUGCUAUAUGGUCCUCAUCCAGUUAUCCAAUUAGUGUUUUAUUACUCAAACGGCGUAUAUAGUAUAACGAUGAUGAAUGCUAGCGUGAACUAGAUCCGUGAACGGCCACGCAGAGACUAGUAAAAUUUGUCCCGAAGUGCAGUGCCGGCGGUGAUUUAAGAAUUUUCUGCAAGAGGAAUUUUAUUAAGGUGGAAAUCACCCUUUCACCGCAAUAUCAGAGGUAAAUCGUUAAGCCGGAGUAGAUACCGCGUGACAAUUAUGAACAUUAUCGCGUAAACGAAGGCGUUUGAAGAACAGUUGCAAUGAAUUUGAACUUUGAAAAUGUUUGGUAUGCAAGAAGACGAAGAUAUUUAAAGCAAUCAAUAAAUGCACUGAUUGCCACAAGAUUUGUCAUCGCAAGUGCCUGAAGGACUUUUUAUCUGAAGUAUUACAGCUAACGGAGACAACUACGGAUAUACACGGUUUGGAACAGGACGGACAAGUUAUGGACGUUAAUAGUGUCACUCUGGAAGCGGACAACAAUAUUACGUCGUCAAUAAUUGCAGAUGUUCCUUAUGUGUCAGAACAGAACACAAUAACAGAUAUUGAAAGAAUUAACCAAACUAUUGAAUUUAACAAAGAAGUCAUAAGUCCAGAAAACGUCGCUCUCGAAGAGGAUAACAAUAUUUCGUCGUCAAUAACUGCAGAAGUUCAUUAUGUGUCAGAAUCGGAACCAGACACAAUAACAGAUAUUGAAAGAAUUAACCAAACUAUUGAAUUUAACAGAGCAGUCCCAAGUCCAGAAAAUGUCGCUCUCGAUGAGGAUAACAAUAUUUCGUCGUCAAUAACUGCAGAAGUUCAUUAUGUGUCAGAAUCGGAACCAGACACAAUAACAGAUAUUGAAAGAAUUAACCAAACUAUUGAAUUUAACAGAGCAGUCCCAAGUCCAGAAAACGUCGCUCUCGAAGAGGAUAACAAUAUUUCGUCGUCAAUAACUGCAGAAGUUCAUUAUGUGUCAGAAUCGGAACCAGACACAAUAACAGAUAUUAAAAGAAUUAACCAAACUAUUGAAUUUAACAAUGAAGUCAUAAGUCCAGAAAAUGUCGCUCUCGAUGAGGAUAACAAUAUUUCGUCGUCAAUAACUGCAGAAGUUCAUUAUGUGUCAGAAUCGGAACCAGACACAAUAACAGAUAUUGAAAGAAUUAACCAAACUAUUGAAUUUAACAGAGCAGUCCCAAGUCCAGAAAACGUCGCUCUCGAAGAGGAUAACAAUAUUUCGUCGUCAAUAACUGCAGAAGUUCAAUAUGUGUCAGAACUGGAACCAGACACAAUAACAGAUAUUGAAAGAAUUAACCAAACAAAAAUCAAAAAUAUUAAACGAUCAAUUGAACUUGAUCCAAACACAAUUAAUCAUAAUUUUGUAAAGAAAUUUAAUUUUUUUUGUUUCAGAAAAUGUUUGUUUUGCAAGAAAACAAAAAUAUUUAAAGCAAUCAAUAAAUGCACUGAUUGCCGUAAGAUUUGUCAUCGCAAGUGCCUGAAGGACUUCCUACAAACAAAAUCAGAAGUAUUACAGCUAACGGAGACAACUACGGAUAUACACGGUUUGGAACAGGACGGACAAGUUAUGGACGUUAAUAGCGUCACUCUGGAAGCGGACAACAAUAUUUCGUCGACAAUAAUUGCAGAUGUUCAUUAUGUGUCAGAACAGAACACAAUAACAGAUAUUGAAAAAAUUAACCAAACAAAAAUCAAAUAUUUUAAACGAAAACGUGAAGUUGAUCUAAACACAAAUAAUCUGGAAAAAGUUCUGGACGAAUACAAAUUAGAUGAAAUGGAUCUGGAGACAGCACACAUAUAUAUGAACACUAAAUAGCCACGAAUAAUAUAUAUCUAUUAUCCGUGAGAAAAAAACGGUGACCUGUCAUUUAGUCCGGUAAAUUAUAUCCGGCGGCAAUUGAUCCACGACAUUUGAUCCGGUUUAAUAAGAACCUGUACCAAAAAAAUAUCCUGCUAAAAAAUUUCUGGUAACAAAAAAAUAUAAAAUAUAAAUACAUAGUUAUUUUUGAAUUAGUUAUAAUUUUAUUUUCAUAAUUUUCAAAAACGUCAUUAUAAAAGUAAUAUAGAAUGUUAAUAGGUAGGUAUAUAAAAAAUAGUUAUUAUUUAAUUUUCAUAAUUUUCAAAAACGUCAUUAUAAAAGUAAUAAUAUAGAAUACAAAUGUUUAUAAAUUAAAAUUAUGAGCGACACCCUUCAAAUACGUAAUAAAAUACGUUGGAAAUUUAUAUCUUUUUUGAAUCAGGAACAGGGGCUCCAAGAAGCAAAAUUAGAAAAAAUUAUUCUGGAUGAAAAUAAUCAUACAAAAAAAAGAAAACAUAAAAACAUAGACCAACAUCUUAAAAAUACCGUAGAAAACUACGAAACUACUAUCGCUCAUAAUUUUAAUUUAUAAACAUUUGUAUUCUAUAUUAUUACUUUUAUUAUGACGUUUUUUAAAAUUAUGAAAAUUAAUUAAUAACUAUUUUUGAUAUACCUACCUAUUUAUAUUCUAUAUUAAAAAUAUAAUGACGUUUUUGAAAAUUAUGAAAAUAAAAUUAUA